Molecule: messenger RNA, 1047 nt
Organism: Poecile atricapillus (Black-capped chickadee)
Lineage: Eukaryota; Metazoa; Chordata; Aves; Passeriformes; Paridae
Gene: SNRPE
Product: small nuclear ribonucleoprotein polypeptide E
Exons: 5
Coding region: 636-914 (92 amino acids)
Biological process (GO): mRNA splicing, via spliceosome; spliceosomal snRNP assembly
Cellular component (GO): U2 snRNP; precatalytic spliceosome; U5 snRNP
Molecular function (GO): RNA binding
Source: RefSeq, a predicted model, not a curated record
CCGCCAUUCCACCGUGCCCCGCUCCCCUCACAGCGCCGCCAUUCCACCGUGCCCCGCUCCCCUCACAGCGCCGCCAUUCCACCGUGCCCCGCUCCCCUCACAGCGCCGCCAUUCCACCGUGCACUGCGCUCCUUCCCCUCACAGCGCCGCCAUUCCACCGUGCCCCGCUCCCCUCACAGCGCCGCCAUUCCACCGUGCACUGCGCUCCUUCCCCUCACAGCGCCGCCAUUCCACCGUGCCCCGCUCCCCUCACAGCGCCGCCAUUCCACCGUACCCCGCUCCCCUCACAGCGCCGCCAUUCCACCGUGCCUCGCUCCCCUCACACCGCCUCUAUCCCACCGUGCCCCGCGAGCUUCCUUCCCCUCACACCGCCGCCAUCCCGCCGUUCCCCGCGCUCCGUCCCCUCACGGGACGCCUCCCGUCCCCUCACACCGCCGCCAUCCCACCCUGCACCGCGCACUUCCUUCCCUCACACCGCCUCCAUCCCACAGUGCCCCGCUGCCCUCACAGCGUCGCCAUCCCACAGUGCACCGCGCUCCGUCCCCUCACGGCGUCGCCAUCCCACCGUUCCCCGCUCUCCAUCCCCUCCCCUCACAGCGCCGCCAUCCCGCCGCGCCCCGCGGCCCCGCGCAGCCAUGGCGUACCGCGGGCAGGGCCAGAAGGUGCAGAAGGUGAUGGUGCAGCCCAUCAACCUGAUCUUCCGAUAUCUGCAGAACAGAUCCAGGAUCCAGGUGUGGCUCUACGAGCAGGUGAACAUGAGGAUAGAAGGCUGCAUCAUCGGCUUUGACGAGUACAUGAACCUGGUGCUGGACGAUGCUGAGGAAAUUCACUCCAAAACCAAGUCCAGGAAGCAGCUGGGUCGGAUCAUGCUGAAGGGGGACAACAUCACCCUCCUGCAGAGCGUCUCCAGUUAGGAUGGAGCUGGAAAAUCGGGAUUGGGAGCUCUGGAAAACCGGGAUGAGCCGGAGCUGGAACUCCCCGCGCUUUCUUUGGGAAUUCUGUUUUGUAGUUCGGGGCUUUGGGAAAUAAAAAUGUUUUUUGACAAAA